Cydia strobilella is the source of this 2278-nucleotide messenger RNA. Its product is annotated as dipeptidase 1-like. Bases 438 to 1943 code for a protein of 501 amino acids. The record is from RefSeq and is a predicted model, not a curated record. Gene Ontology annotation, biological process: proteolysis. The transcript has 2 exons. Lineage: Eukaryota; Metazoa; Arthropoda; Insecta; Lepidoptera; Tortricidae. Gene Ontology annotation, molecular function: metallodipeptidase activity.
GAAGAUGCGGUUUUUGUGUAGGCGACAACGACUGCGACGUCGGUGUCGCGGGCCGCAGGUCGCAGGCCGUGAGGCAUUGCGGAGGGCCCGGGGCCGGCGGAGGCGUGAGGGGCUGUCACGUGGAGCUCGGGGCGCCGGCGCGGCCGGGCCGCCCGGGCGCGCGGACUCGGCGCUCGGCCGGGCUCGCGGCAUUCCCCUGCCGGCAGCCGGCCGCUCCGCUAUGCGCGCCGCCCCCCGACGCGCCGCGCGCGCCGCGCCUUCGCGCUCAUCGGCCGCAGCGAGCCGGGCCCGGCGCUCGCCCUCGGCCUGCGAGAGUCUCCGCUAGUGGUCGGGUUGUAUGGUGUGUGGCGCCGGGCGGCGGGCGGGAGGGCAGGUGCCGGCGCGCAGGUGCGGCCCGCGCCCGGCCCGGGUCCGCAUUCGCGGCGCGCGGAGGCCUCAUGGAGCCUCCCUGGGAGGUGGAGCUGGAGCUGCGGCACCACAUCGAGAACUGUUCGUGCACCUGCGACCACAUGGGCUACGGAAACUAUAUGGACUACCAGGUGGCGCCGGCGGCUCACGCUUGCCUAUGCCGCGCGAUUACCUCGCCACACGCCCACGCGGCAGUUCCGGAGGGCAUGACGUUCUCCGGUCCGUUGCCGGACGUGGCGGAGCGGUGCGGGCGCUGGGCGCCGGAUUCGCUAUCCGCGUCGGCCUCGGGCAGCUCCGACGAAAAGCCUACGCCGCGGCGCCCGCGCUGGCGUAUCGCGCUCGCGGCGCUGGUCGUGCUAGCUGCGCUCGGCGCCGCGCUGGCCCUCCCGCUCGCGUUGGGCGGCGGCGGCCGUGCCACGCCCGAGCAGAGAAUGACCACCAUACGUCGUAUGCUGCGUGACUCACCACUUGUCGACGGUCAUAAUGAUUUAGCUUGGAAUGUCCGAAAAUUUUUGCACAACAAAAUCGGUGAUUUUAACUUGAGUGCUGGACUCGAGGGCCUCGAGCCGUGGGCGCGGUCGCGCUGGUCGCACACGGACAUUCCGCGCCUGAGGCUCGGGCAGGUCGGCGCUCAGUUUUGGUCGGCGUACGUGCCAUGCGGUGCCCGGGAUCGAGAUGCUGUGCAACUCGCUCUCGAGCAGAUGGAUGUUAUCAAACGCAUUGUAGAGAUGAAUGGCGCUCACCUCGCUCUUGUUACUGAUGCCACGGAAUUACUGGAAGCACAUCGAGAAGGACGGAUAGCUUCUUUAAUUGGUGUAGAAGGCGGUCACGCUCUUGGCGAUUCUUUAGCAGUUCUUCGCGCCUUUUAUCAACUCGGAGCUCGUUAUUUAACCGUAACUCACACGUGCGAUACACGGUGGGCUCGAGCAGCCGGGACAUCAGGCGGGCUUACCGAAUUCGGUAAAGCUGUAGUACGCGAAAUGAAUAGGUUGGGCAUGAUCGUCGAUUUGUCACAUGCGGGCGAAGAAACAGCUAGAGACGCUCUGGAGACGUCGAAAGCGCCUGUUGUAUUUUCUCAUUCGGGAGCAGCAGCCUUGUGCAAUUCGACGAGAAACGUCCCAGAUGAUUUGCUGCGGAAAAUCGCCGAGAACGGUGGAGUGGUUAUGAUUAAUUUCUACGCAAAACUGGUGACGUGUGGUGAGCGAGCGACAGUGGAAGACGUCGUGGCUCAUAUUAAUCACGUGCGGAGCGUGGCGGGCGUCGAACACGUGGGGCUGGGCGCCGGGUACGACGGCAUCGACGCGCCACCCGAGGGGCUGGAAGACGUGUCGCGGUACCCGCACCUGCUGGCCGAGCUGCUGCGCGACCCGGCGUGGAGCGAAGAGGACGUGCGCAAGCUGGCCGGCAUGAACGUGGUGCGCGUGCUGCGGCACGUGGAGCGCGUGCGCGACCAGUGGCGCCGCGCCGCAGUGCUGCCCGGCGAGGAGACGCCCGCCACCGCUCGCCGCGGCGACUGCGUCUACGGGCCCGCGUGACGCAGGCUGCGCGCUGCGUCUAUCCGCGGCCCACCUCGUACUGCUCAAUAUUGACACUUGUUGAACGUAGUUAUACAUGUAUAUUAGUGUCCAAAUGUGAUUUAGAGAUUAAAAUAAUACCAAAAACCUAAUGCACAAAUGUUUAGCUAAGGACCCGCGCGCGCUGGGCGAUUCGUCUCGCGUCGCCCCGCGGUUCUCCGCUCAACUCUUUUCCAUCCACGCACACGACUUCGUUGACGAAAGCCCAAUGCGAUCCGCGAUUUAUAUGAUGUGAGCCAAUGAACAUAUAAAAGGAAUAAUGUGUUUAUAGAAAAAUAAAUAUUCUUUGUUUAUAA